Dicentrarchus labrax (European seabass) is the source of this 846-nucleotide messenger RNA. RefSeq names its product arylalkylamine N-acetyltransferase 2 (gene aanat2). Gene Ontology annotation, cellular component: cytoplasm. The record is from RefSeq and is a predicted model, not a curated record. NCBI's taxonomy places the organism in Eukaryota, Metazoa, Chordata, Actinopteri, Moronidae. Gene Ontology annotation, molecular function: aralkylamine N-acetyltransferase activity. Bases 1 to 621 code for a protein of 206 amino acids. Gene Ontology annotation, biological process: response to light stimulus; circadian rhythm. The transcript has 3 exons.
AUGCAGGUCAGUGGCUCACCGUUCCUCAAGCCCUUCUUUCUGAAGACACCUGUCAGAGUGGUCAACCCCCUGCGACAGAGACGACACACACUCCCUGCCAGCGAGUUCAGGAACCUCACGCCGCAGGAUGCCAUCAGUGUAUUUGAAAUUGAGAGAGAAGCAUUUGUCUCUGUGUCCGGAGAGUGUCCACUUACCCUGGAUGAAGUGCUUAACUUCCUGGGUCAGUGCCCUGAGUUGUCACUGGGUUGGUUUGAGGAGGGACAGCUGGUAGCUUUCAUCAUUGGCUCUGGCUGGGACAAGGAGAGACUUUCACAGGAGGCAAUGACUCAGCAUGUCCCAGACACCCCCACUGUGCACAUCCAUGUGCUGUCAGUGCACCGUCACUGUCGCCAGCAAGGCAAGGGCUCCAUCCUGUUGUGGCGCUACUUGCAGUACCUGCGCUGUAUGCCGGGCCUCCGUCGAGCUUUGCUGAUUUGCGAGGACUUUCUGGUGCCCUUCUACCUCAAGGCUGGCUUUAAGAAGAAAGGACCAUCAGCCAUCUCUGUAUCCAACAUGAACUUCCAAGAGAUGGAGUACAUGCUCGGUGGGCAGGCAUACGCACGGCGGAACAGUGGCUGCUAGUCCAUUAGACCCUACCCCACCCUCACUUUCCACUUACUCACCUCUAACAUGGACUAACAGAAAUGAUGAACAAAAUACAGCUGACAGAUGGACAGAUAGAGGCGCAGAGCCAGUAUGCACCAGUGGACUGGGUUCAGUAUUGGUAACAAGGUCUUACUGGACCUCCUAGUGUCAGGACCUCGCAGUGUCCCACUGAACAAGGAGUGAAGACAGUGUGAGGACAGA